Molecule: messenger RNA, 4574 nt
Organism: Metopolophium dirhodum (rose-grain aphid)
Lineage: Eukaryota; Metazoa; Arthropoda; Insecta; Hemiptera; Aphididae
Exons: 10
Coding region: 333-3509 (1058 amino acids)
Source: RefSeq, a predicted model, not a curated record
UCGGUCAGUACGCGUUUGCACUCACUACGGUUGGUCGUGUAGUUGUCGGUCGUCGUCCCAACGUGUUUUUGUUAUUGUUUUCAGCCGAUAUCGCGUGUUUUUAACGACAGUAAUAAUAUUAUGUACGCGUAGUAUUUUCAUAUUGUAAUAUUGACGGUUUUGUUUAUCGCCGUCCCUCUCUCUCUCUCUCUCUCACAAAACAAAUCGAUUCUCGUCGAACACCCGAGGAUUCGCCGCCCGGCAGAGUUAUACACGAGAUUAUGGCAAGUAAAAAAUCUGCAAAAUUUGUAUGUAUCGUCGUCGUCCGCUUUAAAACCAAUUGAUGAAGCAGAAUGUCACCGGAAAAUGUGUGUCCAAGAUUCAAACAGAAUGCUUGGAAAAAAGAACUGUGCUCCAACUGUUUUCGUCCGAAAGAGGAGCACCCCGAGAAGCCCAAACGGGUACUUAUUGACUACAAACCACUACCGGAAAUAUCUCCAGCCCAGAGUAUAUUGAAGGUAAACGGUUCGUGUGACAAAUCCCGGAAUGUGUCGUUUUCGAACGUCGAGAUGGAAGUCAUCGGAUAUGGCGGCGAAGAGUACUCGACCGACGAAGAAUAUUCGUCGGACGAGGAAAACGGUUCGGAAUUCGUUGACUCUGGUGACGACGAAGAGCUCAAAAGACUGACCGAAGCCAACACAAACCUAAACAGCAAACCCGAUUUCGUGGCCGAAAAGGUCGUUGUCGGUAGUAAUAAUGUUGGAAAAACUGCGAACGUAGCGGUAACGGCGGCGACAAACAUCAAGUCACCCGUAAAAAAACCAAUGGUGCAAAACAAGUCACCGCCGAUGGUAACCGUUCAGCCGUUCUGCGGAGACCCACCCAAAUCGCUUGUGUUCAACUUCCUAAAGAACAAAGAGAUUGCCACGGCUGCUACUGCCACCGCGGCGGCCGCAGCAGCCACAUCAGCCUGCGAGGAGGCGCCAAAAAUCGAGAAAAAAGAUACUGAAAACAUUCAACUGAGAAAGACUGAGGCAAUGAAAAAACCGACUUUAUCUAGAAGCUCGCUGGUGGCCAAUUCCAACGAACCGUAUUUAAACAUAAGACGGUGCAGUUUACCGGCGGAAGAGGAAGAGGCAAAACCGACGCCGCCGCCGCCACCUCCGCCAACGUUAACAUUGACGAAUACGGAAAUCCCAAGAGCGAAGCUCAUCCGCCAGCCGGAAACGAUAGCACCCGUUGAAAUAUCUAAGGGUGCAGAGGAAACUACCGAAGUCAUCUCGUCGACGAGAGAGUCAGACGCCGACACGGCGGGUGGUGGUGCGGCGCCGUACAAAACUAGAAGUAAUGUACCUCGAAUGGGCACGAUGCACUUCAAACUGAAGUUGGCCGUUGCUUCGUCCCAGAAACCGGAGCCGUUGAAACUGAUCGGUAGUGGCGCUCCUGUGGAUCCGUCGCCAGAUUCGUCGUUGUUGACCAGCAGAGAAAUGGCCGGCGAGCCCGACGGGAAAGCGGACUCCGACGAGCCCGGCGAUCCGACGUCAACCCCGGUGAACCGAUCGUUCCUCCACAAUUUCAAAGACAAUUCGUCGCCCUUGCGUGAUACCUCUACCACACCUCCCAGGACGCCCAACAAAAAGACUUCAAUAACCAGCAACAGCCCUCCCGAAUGUCCCAGGAGUAUCAAACGCCAAGCCCCGAAACCGCCUCCGCCGCCGCCGUCGUUGACAUCGGCCAAAUGCACCGAUCUCGUUUACCACAGCACCAACAGUUCAUUUUCCGACGACGAGUUCAGACCCGAUGACGUGACAAUCAGUAACCGCAAGCUGUUGGCCGAAUACUGCGAACAGAUUGAAAAAGAACAGUCGCAACACUGUGGAAACAGGGAACGACCAUCUGCGGCGGUCGCCACUGUCACCUGCAGUGGCGACCAAGGGCGCGAAUCGUCCACACUCCCGUUACCCGGAAAACGGCCGGCGUGCGAGAAGAAAAAGUACGGCAAGGCCACCAAAGUGGGUCUUAAGAUCAAGAAAUUCCUGAGGAUACCCAGUCGGGAAUCGACGGUCGCCACACCGCAGCUACCGACUACCAGGCCCAAGCUGGAAAUCAUUCAUCCGCUGGACAUCAACAAGUCGGGCGUGGAAAUCAUACACAACUACGCUGUCGACGGACUGCUGUACGUAAAAGAUCCGUCCGCCAAAGCGCCGUCCAACCAUCAUCCUGUACGACCUACAAAACCACCGCCGCCGCCGAGAAGUCUUCCGCCUGUUGCAAAGCUGCCGUUUAAGUCGUCCGUCCAGUCCACGGACAUCACAGAUUACCCCGAAGCGCCGAAAACGUGCGAUUCCAGCGCGUCCGACGAAACUUACGAACCGGUAAAUUUUUCGGCACCAGAGUGUGACCACAGUUCGCCGGAAAUGGCGCGACUGACAUCCAUGCAGUAUUACGGUAGCGAGACCGAGUCAGAGAUAUAUCCGACCAUCCAGUUUGGCGACGACUUUGGAGCCGAAGACAGCAUUAGGAACACUCAGCCGGGACACAAGAGUCUCGAAGAGAGUUACGACGCCGUCGUCAUCGCCAAUCACGAAGCCCUAACCAAACUCUUAGACCAGGCGACGAGCUGUCCGAAAGUGCCCAAAGAGUUGAUGGCGUUGAAGACGAAAAACUUGGAAUGGUCCAGUUUUCGAGUGGACUCGACCAGCCGGUUGCAAAAAGCCGGUUGCGCGUUCUACAACGGCAAAUGGUACGACGUGCCGGUGGUGUUGAGCAUUUCCAGUGAACCUGUUGAGCUGAACAAUGUACUGAACAACCAUUUCACCAUGACCAAAGUGACGGAGUUCGUGACGCACGUGGAAAAGGAAUACUGUCCGGGCGCCGAAAACGAAGAAGCUUACGUGACGCUGUGGAAUGCACAUCGGGUGGAGGCGGUGGAAUCGUAUUGCAAGGAAUACAACGCCAAGUACGCGGACAUCACCAAGGAAGCUGGUCUCAUCCUAGUGGAAACUGUGAACCUGUUGAUCGGCCUGCAGGCGUCGGACGUGGACCGGUACAGCCUGGAACCGUUUGUGGUGACCAGAAACUGUUUCGGUGCCGACCCGACCGUAGCCGUGGUUCAGCUGGAAACCGAUUCACAGGGAGCGGAUGACACGCUCUGCGAGAUCAUGCUCAAGGUGCUCAGACUGCUGGCGCCCACGUGGGAGAUGACGGUGUGUCUGUCGCAGGUUCUGCGGCAGGGCCGGCCCAACUCUUUGUCCAAAUGCAAGGCGCUCCUCGAGUUCUGGCUGUGGGGUCCGACCGGAGUGACCGUGUCACCCGACCGACCGCUGUCGCUGAAAAGAUGGUUGGACCUGGAACGCGCCAACGUCCUGCAUGGCCAUGUAUGUUCCCGUUCCGCCGACCUGUCCGUCAAGCAGAUGUGCUACAUGUCGUUUUUGGUGGCCAACGACGAUAAACUGUUCUCGGAUGCAUGGACUGUGCUGGCCGAUCGCAAGAUGCGGCCUCCGCGCGAUCCGACGAUCUCUAAAUGUUAACGCACAAACAUGUUUUGUAUUGUUUUGUUUUUUUCUCUCUCGAGUGUUAAAAAAAUGUUUCUGUCGAAAUCAUCAUUCUUUUCUUUACAACUCUAUAUUUUUUUUUUAUGUCUUAACUCCAAGUAUAACAAUAUGAUUGUUGUAGUGGCUAACAACUGUUGCUGAACAAUCGUGUCUGUUAUUAUUAUUCUAGGAUAAAAAUGACACUGUCGAAUAAAUUAUUAUUAUUAACCCAACUGUUAAUUAUAUUUUACGCGUAUACAUGUUUGCUCAUUAACUGUUAUUAUUAUUCUAAUUUAAAUAAUAUAUAAUAUUGUGUAGUUGCAAAGUAUGAAUUUGCAGCCCAAUAUCUGCCAUGUUAAAAUUUUAAGUAUUUAAAAUAUAUUUUUGUUAGUUAUAAGAUACUUAAAAUAAGAAUAUUUAAGUAUUUAUUUGUGUAAGAAACAGGAAUGAAACAAAAAAGCUCUCUAUUUUGUCAAUUAUUUUUGUAUCAAAAGAAAAUUACAAAUAUUAUACUGUUUGUGUAUUUUUGUGCUAAAUCUACUUGAUAAGAAGUUUACCUACUAUAUUUUUAAACUUUAAAUUAUAUACAUAUUUUUUUACAUAUUAAACAUUGUACCUAUUUGUUAUACCUACAUUUAUUGUCAUCUUAACUUUUCAUUGAUUGUAAUAACCAGAGAUUUUGAUUUUUAUUAAAUGUACAUUAUAGAUACACUAAAAAGUUAUUAUAAUAUUUUCAAAUUACAGGUAACAUAAAUAAAAAAUAAAUUUUAGUAAAAUGUCAAAAAAUAUACUAUUUAUUCUAUUAUUCGUACAUAUUAUUAUAUAAUAUGGUUUAAUAUGUGAUAAGUACAUCAUCUAAAAUAGUUUUGAAGUUGUUAAAAAAUAAAUGUGUUUGGCACGAAAGCAAUACUAGUAUGCUGGUAAUGAACAGGUUUAAUGUAAUUUUUGAUUUCGACGACCAUAAUUAUUCUUAUAUAUUAUGAUACUAUUUUGAACGUUUGAACUGUGUAGUUAUUUUGUUAUCUAUUAUCAACAAUAAACGUAAAAAAUUUUCAUAUUUUA